Molecule: messenger RNA, 3121 nt
Organism: Bactrocera dorsalis (oriental fruit fly)
Lineage: Eukaryota; Metazoa; Arthropoda; Insecta; Diptera; Tephritidae
Exons: 1
Coding region: 1560-3119 (519 amino acids)
Molecular function (GO): zinc ion binding; nucleic acid binding
Source: RefSeq, a predicted model, not a curated record
AGUGGUGGAAACCAAUAUGGUUCAUGGACCUUGCGGACACUACAAUCCCUUUUCGGUUUGUAGGUCUGACAAUAAAUGCACGAAACAGUAUCCACGUGCUUUUCUUUCGGAAACACAAACUGGAAAUGAUGGAUAUCAACUCUAUCGGCGUCGCUCACCAGAUAACAGAACAUUCAGCGUUCAACUUAGAAGAGUGAAUAUCGAAGUUGACAACACAUGGACCGUACUAUAUUCACGAUUAUUAUCUAAUUCAUAUUCAAAGCGCAUGUCAAUGUUGAGUAUUGCAGUUUGGUGUAAUCGAUAAAAUACGUUUGUAAGUACAUCACCAAAGGAAGCAACAUGGCGAUUAUUGGUCUUGAACGAUACGGUCGAUACGUGAACUGCAAUAAAGCGCUUUGUAGGAUAUUUACUUUUGCAAUUCAUGAACGUUUUCUGACUGUUGUGCGUCUCGCAGUUAAUUUGGAGAAUGGGAAAAGAGUGUAUUUCAUCCCAGAGAAUACAAUAUAGACAGUGGAAACAUCGCCAGCAACAAAGUUAACAUUGACGAGUUUUUUCUCAACUUUCGUCAGUGAUCCGUUUGUGAGAACAUUGCUCUAUUCGGAAAUACAUUGAUAUUAUACAUGGAAUGCAUCGUCGAAGAAAUAGUUACGCAGAAAGCAAGGCCAACCAGUAAAUUGACAUCAAGGUAUCUACUGACUUAGGACGAUUUUACACAGUGCACCCGAAAAACGACGAUUGUUUCUACCUUCGGUUGCUAUUGAUUAAUGUACGCGGUUCAACUAUAUUUGAGUCAUUGCUUACUGUGAAUGGUUCGAUGUGUGCAAGUUUGGGAGAAAUAAGCCAGCAAUUACAUUUGCUAGAACACGUUAAUCACUGGAAUGAAAAUGAAGUUCGCAUACUUUUCGAUAUAAACAUCGACAUUGCCAAAGACAUUUUACAUCUUUUUCGCUAAAAAUUGGAAAUGGUACAAUUUCGGUUGAUACUUCCGGUGGUUCGAUAUCAAUUCCAUCUUCCCUUUAUCAAUUCACGAAAGAAGAACUCAUCACAAAUGUUCGGGCAUUGGCCAAAUUACGAUUUUCCAUUUCAGUUCAAACAUAUUCCGGCAUAAAUAAGGAAAUGCUAUGUUUUUCACACGGCCGUGGCGUGAUCACGAGUUGGACGUUGGAACGUGGAACGUUGUUUAUAAAGCUGCGUUACAUUGAAAAAAAAAUUAAAUGAUAAAUUUAACUUUCUUUUCAUUUCAAAAUAUAUAAUCUCACGCAGGACAACGGCUGCGGGGUCAGCUAGUAUAUAUGUAUAUAUAUAUAAAGCCGAAAAGGCGCGUGAAAAGCCGAAAAGGCGUGUGAAAAGCCAAAAAGGCGUGAAAAGUUAUAGAGGAAUUGCAUUUAAUUGCGCAUGUAAGUCAGAAUUAAGAUUUUGCCAAGCCACUAUAAAGGCGCUAUUAUAAAUGUAUAUUAAAAUUUGAUUUCAGAAUAGAAAGUGACAAAUUCAAUUUUGUCAAUGCCACCAGGCGAUUUGGAAAGGUAGGGGGAAAAUUCGACAAAAGUGAUAAAUUAGGAAUGGAGAUUCGUCCAUUUUUGUGCGAUAAUAUCGAUAAGGCCCUUGUUCGGUCAGAGUGGGAAAGGUGGUUUCGAUCCUUCUCCUUAUAUCUUCAAGCCGAAGAUAUAAGUGAUGUAGCGAAGAAGAAAAAUAAAUUACUGCACCUGGGGGGGCCCCAACUGCAGGAAGUAGCCUUUAACAUUCCGGGUGCCUUAGUCGAGGGAAAUGAAGAAUUGAACUCUUUCGAAGUGUUGGUAGCCAAACUCGAUGAAUACUUCUCGCCAAAGCGUAAUUCUACUUUUGAAAGACAUCUUUUCCGAAAUCUAUCCCCUGUUGAGGGGGAAAACUUCAACAAAUAUUUGCUACGGCUCCGGCAUCAAGUGUCGAAGUGCGAAUUCGGCAAAACGGCCGCAGAAAUAAAUGAGAUUUGCAUCAAAGAUAAGAUAAUAGACUCGUGGGCUCCAGUCGACUUGAAGAAAAAGCUCUUAGAGAAAGAACAGAGUUUAAAAGAGAUAGUAGAAACCUGUCAAAUCUAUGAACAGAUAUCCAAACAAUCGGGGUCCAUGUUUACGAAGUCGGCCGACGAGUCUGUUAAUCGAAUUACUACAAAGUUAUGCGGGGCAAGGCAAAACAACGAUGAGUGUGGUAGAUGUGGCCAGAAGGGACAUUUUGGUAACGACCCAAAAUGUCCGGCAAGGUCUGCGCAAUGCAACAAAUGCGGCUUGAUUGGACAUUUUGCUAGAAAAUGUAGGUCAAAGAAACGAAAGAGCGGCUACAAUCGAAAUUCGCCCAAGAGAAAGCGCACAGAAUCAUACAAAGUGCGAAACGUAGGAACGAACGAAGAAGAAGAGGUAAAUUGUUUCAAGAUAUCAAAUGACACCGGGAUAGACGAGAAGCUGGUAUGUGGUAUUGGUGGUUGCCCGAUAUCAAUGGUAAUUGAUUCAGGCACGCGUCUCAACUUAGUAAGCGAAAGUGACUGGGGAAUACUGCGUAAGAACAAGGCUGUGAUAUUCAAUGAGCGGGAAGACCACACAACUCAAUUUAAGGCGUAUGCGUCAAAUAAAGUUCUGGACGUACUUCAAGUUUUCGAAGCACCUAUAUCGGUAGAGAACAAAUUGGAGAAAAUCGCUACUUUCUACGUAAUAAAGAAUGGGUGUCAGUCCUUAUUGGGGCGCAACACAGCUAUGCAGCUGGGAGUUUUAAAAGUAGGCCUAGGGGUAAAUAGCAUAGAAAUUGCACAACCUUUCCCAAAAAUGCUAGGAGUUAAAAUCAAAUUAUCAAUCGACCCAACCGUAAAACCCGUACAACAGCCGAUGCGUCGCAUACCGAUAGCCUUGGAAGAGCAGGUAGAGGAAAAGAUUAAGCAAAUGAUUGCUCUCGACAUUAUCGAGCCGGUGUCAGGGCCCUCUUCAUGGAUAUCUCCAAUAGUCAUUGUGUAUAAGGAAGGGGGAGAGAUGAGGUUAUGUAUAGAUAUGCGGCGAGCGAACCAUGCAGUAUUGCGUGAGAAUCAUCCGCUACCAACGUUUGAGAUGUUCAUGGCGAAGCUAAGAGGCGCCAAGUCCUUUCUAGGAUCGACUUGAAG